AUGUUUGAGUUUACCCCGAAAGUCGGUUCGAUGGUUGUGAUGCUGAUGAUGCUCCUGUUAGUCCUUAGUCCUGUGGACUCGCGAUGGACCAGGCGACCCAGGCGUACGACCACACCAAGGAGUACCACCGAGAAGGCUGAUCGACAUCAGUAUGUGCACCAUUGGCCGCCAUUGGUGGCACCACCAGCAGCAGUUCCUGCUCCUGUUCCUGCUCCUAUUCCUGCUCCUAUUCCUGCUCCUAUUCCUGCUCCCUCACCUCCCCAAGUUGUGCCCAGCCCAAGUCCCCGCUUGAUUGACAGCUUUGAUCGAAGAUCUGCAGAUGGAGAGUAUGAGUUCAGAUUCCAAUUGGACAAUGGCAACACCCGCUAUGAACGCGCCUACUGGCUGCCUGUGGGCAAGGACCUUGUCUUGGCCAAAAAGGGUUACUAUUCGGUGCCAUUGCCCAAUGACCAGUUUUCCACCAUAUUCUACACAGCAGACAAUCGGGGCUACCAUGUGGAUAUGCAGACGCUAUCCGGAGAGCGACCCCUGUUGCCGCGCAGCCUAGAAGUGCCCGGAGUGGCAACCAAAAUGGAAUUGGUAACGGGAAUGGGAACGGGAACGGGAACCAGUGGAGGAGCCGGGACUAAGCGAAAUUCAAUAAGCGACCCGGAGCGUAACGAGCAGGAUGUGGAGAAUGUGGAGAACGUUGUGGAUGGGGAUGUGGACACAAGUGUAGCUGGCACCGAGCGGGUACCAAAUGCUGUAAGCCAAGUCGAGACCGAAACCGAAACCGAGACCGAGCCAUCAACUUUGGCCAACGACAUUUUGGCAACCGAGGCGGCUGACGAUGAUGAUGAUGAUGAUGAUGAUGAUGAUGAGGAUGGUGCUGCCCCUGACGAUGUUGUUGAUGAUGAAGGCGUCUCAAACUGA
Molecule: messenger RNA, 912 nt
Organism: Drosophila serrata
Lineage: Eukaryota; Metazoa; Arthropoda; Insecta; Diptera; Drosophilidae
Source: RefSeq, a predicted model, not a curated record